Sitodiplosis mosellana (orange wheat blossom midge) is the source of this 1446-nucleotide messenger RNA. RefSeq names its product SET and MYND domain-containing protein 4-like. The record is from RefSeq and is a predicted model, not a curated record. The transcript has a single exon. NCBI's taxonomy places the organism in Eukaryota, Metazoa, Arthropoda, Insecta, Diptera, Cecidomyiidae. Bases 1 to 1353 code for a protein of 450 amino acids. Gene Ontology annotation, molecular function: protein binding.
AUGGAUAAUUUGUGGAAGAAGGAAUCAAACGGAGCUGAAGCUCAGUAUGUUGAUCUGUUUGCUCAUCUCGAUGACGAACAAAAAGGAGAUUUGAUCGAUGAGUUUACAAAAUUGAGUACUACGUCUGCAGGUCACAAGGAUAAUCAAUCUUCAAGAACGUUCCGUCAGCGUGGAGAUGAUUUUUUUCGAGAUGAAAACUGGUCCGAAGCAAUGGAUUCAUACAAUGAAAGCUUGCGUUACGCAGACGAAUCGGAAAAUGUUUCAAUUGUAUACUUGAACAGAUCGUCGUGUUUUUUCAAUAUGAAAAUGUACGAGAAAGCAUUGGUUGAUGCUGAACGCGCGAUGAGCUCAAAUGCCCCGACUCAUUUGAUUCCAAAGCUCGACCAAUGCAAACAACGAUGCCGAGAGCGGGUGGACAAUAUUAAACAGCCACCAGAAUGGGUUCCAACAUUGAGCUACGAAGCAAAUGAAAAUCAUCCAUGCCUAGCGAACGUCAUCGAUAUCAAUUACAAUCGUGAGUUUGGUCGAUAUUUGGUUGCAACGGCUGAUAUUCCAAUUGGAAGAACGGUGUUGGUCACUAAGAGCAUCGCAUCAGCAUUCACAGCCGAGAAGCAAGCGUACUGUCACACCUGUCAGAAGAUUAAAAUGAAUUUUAUUCCAUGCAAAAAUUGCUCCGACGUUAUGUUCUGCGACGAAGACUGCGCCAACAAAGACCAUUUGCACAAAAUGGAGUGCCAGUCAUGCUAUCAUCAGAUCAAAGAUAUCCGCCCGAAGCUCAUUGUUCGGACAAUUUUGGUUGCAAUCGAUAUUUUCCCUAACAUCGAAAGUCUAAUUACAUUCGUCCAUGAGGUGACAAGCGACAAAGGUUGUGACACGAUUCCAAAGACAUCAUGUGAUGCACCAUCGAAAUAUGGCAUUUUCCUCACAUUGACGCCAUCGUACAAGGAUAAAAAUCUAUUUCGUGCAUAUCGGGCAUUCACAUACAUCAAUCUCAUGCCAAACGUCAAGCAAAUGUUCGAUACAGAAGCAAAGCAACGUUUUCUCAUGCACUUGGUGCUGCAUCACACGAUUCUUAUUCCAAAAAAUGCAUUCGGCACUAGAGCCCAAUACACACUCGAGGACAUCUAUGAUGUCUUGUCAAUGGCCAACCACUCAUGUUCUCCAAAUUUGGAAAGUUUCAUUCGUGGAAAACUUUACUAUUGCGAAACUGUGCGGCCAAUCGAAAAAGGCGACCAGCUGUUCAUAAAUUAUUUGGGCGAUGAAGUUAUUGAACCAACCAGUCGACGAUGGGAAUAUAUCAAGAAGAAUUGGGGAUUCGAUUGCAAGUGCGAUAAAUGCAAGAGCGACAAAUGAACUUUGAAAAUAGAAUAAAUCUCGAGGGAGAACACGAAACGUAUGCAGAAACUCAAGAAACAAUGCAUCAAGUUUUUGUGAAAUACGGUCAUC